AUGAUACUGUCGUCAACGCGCGUCCACAAUGUUCUGUUGGUGUCCACUGGCCUUUGGGUUUCUCAGCAGGUGGAUUUUCUUGGUUCUGACCUAGUGGAGGGUUACGAGUCUAUGCCCACUGAUCCUGAGGAGUUUAAAGACCAGGCUGUGUUAAUCCUUGGCAAAGGAAACUCCGCCUUUGAGACAGCACAGAGCAUCUUGGGUAGAGCGAGCCGGAUUCACUUGUAUAGUCCCAGCCCAGUACGGCUUGCAUGGCAGACACACUACGUUGGGGACCUCAGGACAGUAAACAAUGAGCUAUUAGACACUUACCAGCUGAAAUCUUUAGACGGCCUAGUGGAGGGAAGACUGGAGGAUAUUGCCAUUGUCCGUAGAGAAAAAGAUGGAGGGAAGAGAAGAACAGCAAAGAAAAUAAGUCAAACAUCAACAGAGGGAAAGGAGCAGCUGCAUUUAACUCUUACUGAACUUCUUGAUGACCAGAAUGGCAACAGCAUUUCAAAGGUCACUAGGCAAAAUCUACCUGGUUACCACACUGAUGACUUCUCACUCAGACAGCCAUAUGACAGAGUGAUCCGAUACCUGGGCUUUUGUUUUAACUUCUCCAUUUUUGAUGGGUCUUACUGUGAAUAUCUGGAGGAGUUUCCUCUACAGGCCUUGCCCCAGCUGUCUGCUCUAUCUGGACGGCCCCUUUCAGAUCAUGGUCUUCUGGUCUUGGUCAUGCAGUAUGGACUGAACCAGACUGAUACACUAGGACCAGGUCGAGCUGAGUCAGAAUGGACCAAAGCCUGGAGGUCCAACUUCCUCCAUCCGGUCCUGUACUACUACAACACACUACCUACAGAGAAAGAUAUGAGACAGCGUCCUGUUAGCUGGCCACUACCACGACCUGAGGCCGUUCAUCACAUGGUUGAGGACUUCCUAACUGAAUGGGAUCAGCCCAUAUCACACAGCCAACCUCUCAGACGCUUCCUCGAGCACUGCCUCCAAACUGACCUCAGGGCCUUUUAUGCUGAAUCCUGUUUCCUUCUGUCCCUCACCAGUCGUACCCCACCCCUCUUCUGCCGUCAAGGUUAUUUAAGAAAGCAGGGCAUUGUGGGAAACAGCCACCUAUGGCAACAUGCCCGUGAGGCAGGACUUACGGCAGAUCAUCAGGGAGACACUUCAGUAUCUGAAUACCUGAAACAUGCUGGCGCUGCAGUUGUUUCAACUAUGAACUUUGACCUUUGAAGGGUAUUAAUGGUAACAAAGACCAAAUCUGUCCUGCUAAAAUCCUGUUAAUCUACCUCCCAUUUCUCCAUUUACUUACAUUUCCAUAGAAAACGUCCCACAUCCAGCAUCCUGAGACUACGAUCAAACAUACAGUUAAGUUAAAUAAUGAGUAUUUGCCUUGCCAUAGUUUUUAAUAAGCCAAAGUAUAGAUUUAUAUACUGUUUUAUGGUGUUGGGUUUGGUGUUGCAACACAAUGCAUAACUAAUUUUUUAUACAAUUGUUAAAGGUAUAUCAGAAAAGUUUUUUCUUGGUUUGAUAUGCAUGUACAUCCCAUCUCAAUAAUUAAUUACAGAAAGGUGUGUCUGGUGGUUAUAUAUUUUGUAGCAUAAAACGUCAUUGUAGUCUUUUAUGAAA
Molecule: messenger RNA, 1623 nt
Organism: Sinocyclocheilus grahami
Lineage: Eukaryota; Metazoa; Chordata; Actinopteri; Cypriniformes; Cyprinidae
Product: FAD-dependent oxidoreductase domain-containing protein 2-like
Exons: 6
Coding region: 1-1227 (408 amino acids)
Biological process (GO): ERAD pathway
Cellular component (GO): endoplasmic reticulum lumen
Molecular function (GO): monooxygenase activity; flavin adenine dinucleotide binding
Source: RefSeq, a predicted model, not a curated record